This is a messenger RNA of Trichoderma citrinoviride, 1396 nucleotides long. RefSeq lists its product as hypothetical. NCBI's taxonomy places the organism in Eukaryota, Fungi, Ascomycota, Sordariomycetes, Hypocreales, Hypocreaceae. The transcript has a single exon. The annotation marks the transcript as partial. The record is from RefSeq and is a predicted model, not a curated record.
AUGGAGCAGCAGCUCCCCCAGAACGAUGUCGCAAUGGUGGUGCUCCAAGGGCCAAUUCCCCCUGCCAGCGUCGUCGUAGACAUGGCAGAGCCCGAGGAGCCGGCCCAGCCUGUCCCCGUCGUGGACAUGGCCGAGCCGGAGGAGCCAGCUCCUCCCACCAGCAAACCGACGGAACUCAACGGGCCAAUUCCCCGCGCCGUCGAGGUGGUCCCCGUCACCGAGACAGCGCAGCCCGAAGAGCUAACCCCCGACGUCGGCGACAUUGUUCCGGAUGCUGCUCCGGACUCCCCCCAGAGCGCCUCGCCCCCGCGAUGGCCCUCUUUCGGAGAAGGUGAGACGGAUUGGAGAGAGCAGAGCGCGUGGUCCGACGACGAUCUGCAACAGCAGGUCCCGUCGAGGCCAGUCACGCCUCGUCGCGAAGCGGAGAUCCGGCCGGGAAUCUCCCCUGGAUCGUCCCUCGAGGAGGAGAUGAUUUGCGCUCUGCUGGGAAUAGCACCCGGCAAUCUUUCGAGGUCGCCAUCGCCUGCCUCCGACAACGAGGACGCUCCCCUGUGGGCGUUCCCGCCAGGCAUGGCCGACAUCCCCGGUGGUGCUACUUCCACCAAUCUAUCGUUGAACGAUCUCUUCGACCUCCGCCAGCAGGUCGAACCCACUCCCCUGUGGGCAUUCCCGCCAGAGAUGGCGGACGCUGGCGCCACCAACAGGUCCCUCAAUGACCUUUUCCGGACGAGCGAGGGCAAUCCUGCCACCGAAGGCGCCGCUGACGAACCUUCGGCGGAGGAGCAAGCCCCAGCCGACCCUGUUGUGCUGCCCGGACCGGAUCCAGUCGCCGAGGCGCAAGAGCCAACUCCAGAGGACCAGCCCCAGGCGGGCAGUUCUGAGUCCCCCGACGACGACAAGGCCACCCUGGCCCCUGGAGAGGAGGUUGCUGAAGAGCAGCCUCCCGCGACAGAGAUUCCGGCCUCAGCCAACAUUCCGGAAGUCAUUGUGACCCCCGAGCCAAAGAGAGUGGUUCAGGUUGACGUCGCGCCUAUCAAGAUAGGGGGGCUUUUCUUCCCCGGCGGGAACACCAUCCUGCCCGUGACUCCAGCUCCCGUGACACCGUUGCCGCAGCCGGUCAAGAAGGGUCCCGACCCAGAGGCUGUGAAAGAAGCCCUGGCGAGGGACCUGCGCAACAUCAUGAGGAGGCGACAACAACCUGCUUCCAUUUUCCACGCGAAGCGCCCGGAGAAGUCGUCGGCUCUGAUUCGCUCGCCACACGCCGCGGAGAGAGAUGCUCAGCUUCGAUCUCCGCAGCCCCUCCGAACCCUCGCGGGUGCUGGAGCGGGUGCCGAUGGCGGAGCGGAUGCCGAUGACGAGACACCGGCCAGCGUGACGAUCGCAUCGCCUGCCGUUA